Messenger RNA from Morone saxatilis (striped sea-bass), 2865 nucleotides. It is a transcript of the gene cep97, whose product is annotated as centrosomal protein 97. The record is from RefSeq and is a predicted model, not a curated record. The transcript has 11 exons. NCBI's taxonomy places the organism in Eukaryota, Metazoa, Chordata, Actinopteri, Moronidae. Gene Ontology annotation, molecular function: protein binding. Bases 90 to 2399 code for a protein of 769 amino acids.
UUGACAAGCGGCAGAAGCGUCUUGUCUUUCACAGUACAGUCUGCAGCUAAGACUUGAUAGCUAACGCUGCUGUUGUCUGAGGCGACAGGAUGGGUGUAUCAGAUUUACAGUUUGAUACAAAUGCUGGACCUGUGGUGGACCUCUCAGCCCGGGGGAUGCAAAAGCUGGAUCCUAGUUUCAGCUGCACCGAGGACACUCACACUCUCAUCCUGGACCGUAACCACAUAAUGAAACUGGACCAUCUGGAAAGGAGCCCAGGCCUUCAGCAGCUAUCUGUAGCCAGUAACCGUCUGGUGAGAAUGAUGGGCGUCUCUCGGCUAACAGAGUUGAGAGUCCUCAAUCUUCCCAAUAACAGUAUUGGAUACAUCGAGGGGCUGCGAGAUCUGCCACACCUUGAAUGGCUGAAUCUGUCUGGGAACAACAUUAAGGUCAUUGAGCAACUUAACAACUGUGUUUCCCUUCAACACCUGGACCUAUCUGACAAUAACAUAUCUACCAUUGGGGAUCUGACUAAACUGGUGGCAUUAAAGACGCUUUUAGUCCAUGGAAACAGCAUUACAACACUCCGCACUGUUCCUGUUCACCUACCUGCCCAUUUAUCCAUCCUCUCCCUGGCAGAAAAUGAGAUAAGAGAUCUUAAUGAAGUGUCAUACCUGGCACCUCUCCAUGAGCUGGAGCAGCUGUCCAUUAUGAGCAACCCCUGUGUUAUGGCGACCCCUUCACUGCCGGGUUUUGAUUAUCGGCCAUACAUCAUGAGUUGGUGCCUGAGCCUGAAGGUCUUGGACGGCUAUGUAGUGUCACAGAAAGAAGGUCUCAAAGCAGAGUGGCUCUACAGUCAGGGAAAGGGGCGUUCAUACCGACCAGGUCAGCAUGUUCAGCUGGUUCAGUACCUGGCCACUGUUUGUCCUCUGACGUCGUCACCAGCCCUGGAGACGGCAGAAGAUGCCAAACUGGAGAAGAUCCUCAGUAAGCAGAGGUUUCACCAAAGGCAGCUGUUAGAGGAGACGCAAGGAGACAGUCCCAGCCCUCCUCGCCCAACUCAACUAGAUGUAGAGAGCCACAGUCCUUCACAUGCAGUUCCACCAGGUGGAGCCAAAGAGGUGAAUAAAAUCAGUGCACCUGCACCAGCCGCUGCUCCAUCAGCCCAGGAGACUGAGCCAAUGCUGCAGUGUAACACCUGGGUGAGCUGUGAUUCCUCCCACCCAUCAUUGCCGGGAGUUCGCAGCCCAAGGCACGGAGAAGAGCAUAUCUAUUUGGAGGAUGUGCAGACAGAUGAAGACAAACUCAACAGCAGCAUGCUUUCCUCGGAGUCCACCUUUCUCCCCUUCACAUGUGACCUGGAGCCACAGACGACCCACUCGGACAGCGAGGACGAGACGGAGACAUUUGAACCCGACUCCCUGGCUCCAAAGCGUCCAUCGCAGCCCAAAAAGCACAACACAAACAAGACACGUCAUGUUCCCCCGGUGGAUAAGCAACAGAGAAGUCUUGAAGAGGAAGUUAUUUCUGGUGCAGCCACAACAGCUGGAUCACUGGAGGUCCGAGUUAGCGCACCGCCAAAUGAUCUAGAAGCACCUGCCGACUUUGGUAAAGCAGAGAUGAAAGAAACCCCCAUGCAGCAAGAUGUCGGUAUGUGUGGCAGUAAAUCCUGUUUGAUGGAAGCAGACAAGGCGGCGACUACAAUACAGUCGUGGUGGAGGGGACAGCACGCUCGGUGUCAUCACCCAAUGGCCAAAGAGGUGCGCUGUGAAAUCCGUCUGCGCAGGAUGCAAGAACACAUCCUCUUCCUGUCUGAAAAGUUGGACAGGGUGCAGCAGCAGUAUGAAGAAGAGAGGUUACAAAGGCUGGUUCAGGAGGAAGCUGUGAAGUUUCUGUGGAAAGAGCUCCAGUCGAUGCAGCAGUGGAAGCAGUCUGUGGAGCAGCAGCUGGCCUGCGUUACUCAGGCUGCCACCCCGGCUCAGAUCUCAGCUCCCAGAUUAUGUGAGGCUGCCCCGCCGGUUGCAUCCAGCACGACGAACCCACCCAGCACAGACGUCUCUUUCCCAGACUCUGGCUUCCAGUCAACAAGCGAUCAGCUGGCAGCGCAGGAGGACAGCUUCCUGAGCAGCGGGACGGCAGACUCUCUGAAGACGGUGCGAGCAUUGAGUCCUGUUCGUAGCGACUUCGCCGGUGCUAUCGAUGGCGUGGACAGCGCAGACUGCAGCCUGCUGGAGCAGUACCUCUCCUCUGUACAGCAGAGGGAGGAGGAGGCUGAGGAGGUGAUCAGCGAUAGAACACAAACACCACAGCCCUCCUCGCCAGUAUCACCCAGCAAAACCGCACAGUCCAACUCCCCCCCGCAGAAGGUGGCAGACAACCAAACAGAAAGAACGGAGGAAACCACUCCCGGCUCUGUCUGAGAGUUUACACGUAAUAGACCCAUGUACAGAACUACUGAGUGUGUAUGGCACGUAUCAUAAGAGUGAGAUGCACUGCUCCCUCCAGAGCCUCUAGGCAUGAUUACUGAUCUCAAAUUACAGUGCACUUAGUUUCACUUGUAAGACUGAACUCCAGCAGGCUUGAAUACACCUUACUGUGAAUGUAACUCACUUUUUUAUACUUCACUCUUUUAAUCUGUUUUGUUAUUUAAUGGGAACUUUCCUCUGUGUAAAGACAACGAUUGUGAUGUAGCUUCAGAAGGUAUUAGUCACUCGAAAGCAAUUAUUUUAUAUUAAAUACAGCGAGUAGGUUGCUACCUCUACUGAAGACCUGGUACAACCUAUUCUCUUUAUCAAUAUCCAAUAAUACAUUAAGCACAUGGAAAUAAACUACAGUUAAUCAGUUAGGAGUUGAUAUGUUAAUCGUAGUGCACAAACCACAGAUAUA